This is a messenger RNA of Dicentrarchus labrax (European seabass), 1892 nucleotides long. RefSeq names its product BTB (POZ) domain containing 17b (gene btbd17b). Bases 185 to 1639 code for a protein of 484 amino acids. The record is from RefSeq and is a predicted model, not a curated record. The transcript is spliced from 3 exons. Lineage: Eukaryota; Metazoa; Chordata; Actinopteri; Moronidae. Gene Ontology annotation, molecular function: protein binding.
GCGUCCUACAUAAAGAGUGCGGGACAGGGAGCCGGGCGACACACACGGGGCAACACACCUUUCUGCUCGCACACAACAAAGGCACAGCAGCAAGAAGAAGAAGAGUCAGGAGAAGAGUGGCACAGAGUGAGGAAGAGAGGGGGAAAGGACAAAGGAAAGAGAGGCAGGGAAUAACUGAGAAGAAAUGGUACGCUCAUGUGAACAAGGGAUCCCUGCCUGGGUCUAUGUGGGCACCUUGAUCCUCUUUAUCCACUUCCACUCUGUCACAGUUAGAGGAGCUGCCCUGAAGCAGGACGUGGCAUUGGACAAUGGGGCCACGGUGCUGAAUCACUCCAUGAGUUUGGUGCAGCGUAUGGAGACCCUGCUGGCCCUGGGCAAUGGCAGUGAUGUCACUCUCCGGGUGCAGACCAUCAACACGGACGAGGUAAAGGUGAUCCAGGCCCACAGCCUGGUUCUCACAAUGCAGAGUGACGUGUUUGAGGAACUGCUGCUCAGCCGGAACAACAGCGCUGUGGUUUUGAGGGAAACGCCCGACUGUGCAGCUGUCUUUGACAAAUUUGUCAGGUAUCUGUACUGCGGUGACAUCUCAGUGCGCCUGGAUCAGGCCAUAUCUCUGCACAAAUUGGCCAGCAAGUACCACGUGUGGGGCUUGCAACAGGGUCUGACCCAAUAUAUGUCCCAACAUCUGUCUAGUGAUUCAUCCACAGGCCAUGUAGUCGGCUGGUACAACUAUGCACUACAAAUUGGGGACGUGGCCCUGCGGGACAGCUGCCUGCAGUACCUGUCCUGGAACCUGUCUUCUGUGCUGCAGAGCGAAGAAUGGGGCUCCAUCAGUGAAGACCUGCUCCUCUCCUUGCUCCAGCGCUCUGACCUCAUUCUACAGAGUGAGCUGGAGCUGUACGAGGCCCUGGAGGCCUGGAUUAGCCAGAACCAGCCUGUCAGUGCAACAGUAGAAAGUGCCCUAAGGGUUGUUCGAUACGGCAUGAUCCCCCCUCAGCACCUCUUCCGUCUUCAGAAGCAAUCCCCCCUCAUGCUGAAGUAUUACGAGUCUAUCCGCGAUCUACUCUAUCUAGCUUUCCAGUUUCACUCCGCCUCACCUAUCCAACUGGCCAAGUACUUUGAUGUCAACUGCAGUAUUUUCACUCCACGUAACUACCUGUCCUCUUCCUGGGGAUCGCCUUGGGUCAUCAACAACCCUACUCGCGAUGACCGCAGCUUCAGCUUCCAGACCCAGCUCGGUCCCAGCGGCCAUGAUUCCAGCAAGAGAGUGACCUGGAAUGCCCUGUUCUCCCCUCGCUGGCUCCCACUCAGUGCCAGGUCAACCUAUACCGAACUGGGUGCCAUGCAGCCUACGCGCACAGACGGUGGUCGACCUCGCAUCAUUGUGACACCAGCCACUUCUAGCCCAGACUUUGCCGGUGUGAGUUUCCAGAAGACGGUUAUUGUGAUGGCAAGACAGCAAGGAAAAGUGGUGGUUCGCCACGUCUACAACUUCCACCAAAGCACAGAGGAGGCCGGGGAUUUCCUGCUGGAUGCUGACCUGCAGCGCCGUGCAUCAGAGUAUCUCAUUGACAGCUCCCUCUAUCUGCACAUUGUGAUAAAACCUCUCUACCAUACCCUCCUUGUUGCCAGGAAGUAAAGACAGGAAGUUGGUGUGGCCUCACCAUCAGUCAUCCACCCUCCAACACACAAUCACAUGCACAUAAGUAAACUCAUAUCACAAAACAUGUUCAUGCAUCAAGUCUGUGACAUCUCCACUGUUGAGUAGUUUGUGCAUUGUGUUGUCUUCCAGCUAUUUAACAAGAGGUGUUGGGUACAAAAAAGGACUCACAAUUAAACAGCUCAGCAGGGAUUAUCACAAUAAUGAGGGUUUUCAUUCAUACUAAGAAAAA